CUGAGUGUUUAGGAGGAGGAUCAUCAUGGUCAGAGCUAAAGUGAUAAAAUAUAAAGUUUGAUCUUUAAUGCUGAUAGCUUUACUUUACACAAAAAGAUGAAGGGAGUAAUAUUUUUAACUACUCUGUUUGUGGCCAGUUUUGCCAAAAAGACUUUUGAGAGAAACCAGGUUCUUCGGAUCACCGCAAAAGAUGAGGCGCAGAUCUCUCUCCUGAAGGAGCUUUCUGAGCAAGAACAUCUCGAGUUGGACUUCUGGAGGGAGCCCAUUCAUGAGUCCUUGCCUGUGGAUGUCCAUGUCCCAUUUCACAGUCUCCAGGACGUCAGGGCAUUCCUGGGAAACAAUCAGAUCCAGUAUGAUGUCAUGAUCAUGGAUGUCCAGGACUUGCUGGAUGAUGAGGAACGUGAGAUGGUGAAAAAUCGUUCCUCUCCAAAAAGUACUGAUGACUUUGUCUACACCGCCUACCAUAACCUAAAUGAGAUUGACUCUUUCAUAGACAUGCUUGUGGCAGAGAACAGAAAUCUGGUCAGCAAAAUUGUGAUUGGUAGGAGCUACGAGAAGCGCCCAUUGAACGUCCUGAAGUUCAGCACUGGAGCGAACCGUCCAGGUAUUUGGAUUGACACUGGCAUCCACUCCAGAGAAUGGGUCACCCAGGCCAGCGGAACCUGGUUCGCCAAAAAGAUCGUGAAAGACUACAAACGUGAUCCAGUCCUCAUCAACAUCCUUAACAACUAUGAUAUCUUCCUGGAGAUUGUCACCAACCCUGAUGGUUUUGAAUACACCCACAAAAAAAACCGCAUGUGGCGUAAAACCAGAAAGCCGCAUCAUUUCUUCUUCUGGUGUGUUGGUGUUGACCCCAACAGGAACUGGGACGCUGGCUUUGGAGGUGCUGGUUCCAGUGGCAAACCUUGCUCUGAGACGUACCAUGGACCCAGAGCUAAUUCUGAGAGCGAGGUCAAGGCCAUUGUGGACUUUGUGAAAUCUCACGGCAAACUCAAAGCAUUCGUGUCCAUCCACAGCUAUUCCCAGAUGCUCCUUUAUCCAUACGGAUACACACGCACUCCUGCCAAGGACAAUGAUGAACUGAAUAAGCUCGCCAAGAAGGCUGUCUCUGCCCUGCAGUCAUUGUAUAACACUCAGUACAGAUUUGGAAGCAUCAUUAAUACCAUCUAUCAAGCCAGUGGAGGCACUAUUGACUGGACCUACAAUCAGGGCAUCAAGUACUCCUACACCUUUGAGCUGAGAGACACUGGCACGUAUGGUUUCCUCCUGCCUGCCAAUCAAAUCGUCCCCACUGCUGAGGAGACCUGGCGGGCCCUGAUGACCAUCAUGGAGCACACCAGGAAAAAUCCAUAUUAAAAAUACAACAAUAUUUC
Molecule: messenger RNA, 1373 nt
Organism: Carassius carassius (crucian carp)
Lineage: Eukaryota; Metazoa; Chordata; Actinopteri; Cypriniformes; Cyprinidae
Product: carboxypeptidase A1-like
Exons: 11
Coding region: 97-1356 (419 amino acids)
Biological process (GO): proteolysis
Molecular function (GO): metallocarboxypeptidase activity; zinc ion binding
Source: RefSeq, a predicted model, not a curated record